CUAGUUACCGCUUUUCCAUUGUAAAUGUCACGGAUUCACUACAAUCAGAACAGUGAUUCAAUUUCAUUUUAGAACAGUGAUUCACUACAAUCAGAACAACAAUGUCUUGUUCAAUGUUUAUGAGGUAUGUUCCUGUUUCUCUUUUCAUUCCUAAGUUCAGUCCUUUCCAAUUUCCAAACCCUACUUUUCUUAAUUCUUUUUUCUACUCAUCCUCAACUCAAUUUGAUGAUAUAGAUGCCAUUUCUUUGUUCAAUCACUUACUCCAUAAGAAUCCAACCCCACCCACCAUUGAAUUUGGAAGGAUUUUAGGUUCCAUUGUCAAGGCUAAGCAUUUCCACACUGCUAUUUCACUUACUCAACAAAUGGAAUUUAGGAAUAUAAAACCUGACUUUGUAACUUCCAACAUCUUGAUCAAUUGUUUCUGUCAAUUGGGUCAUAUCAAUUUUGCUUUUUGUGUAUUUGCCAACAUUCUCAAAAAGGGUUAUGACCUAGAUGUCAUAACUUUGACUACACUCAUCAAGGGUCUUUGUCUCAAAGGUCAGAUCCAUAAAGCAUUGCAUUUUCAUGACAACGUGGUAGCACAGGGAUUUCAGUUGAACCAAGUUAGUUACGGGACCUUAAUCAAUGGGUUAUGUAAAGUAGGAGAAACAAGUGCAGCCUUGCAGUUGCUGAGACGAGUUGAUGGGAAACUGGUUCGACCUAAUGUGGUAAUGUACACUGCAAUUAUUGACAGUAUGUGCAAAGAUAAACUUGUUGAUGAUGCUUUUGAUUUAUAUUCUGAAAUGGUUGCUAAGAGAAUUUAUCCCAAUGUUUUUACUUACAAUGCUUUGAUUAAUGGCUUUUGCAUUGUUGGUAAAUUGAAAGAAGCAAUUGAUUUCUUUAAUAAAAUGAUAUUGGAAAACAUCAACCCUGAUGUGUAUACCUUCAAUAUAUUGGUUGAUGCAUUUUGUAAGGAAGGAAUAGUGAAAGAAGCUAAUAAUGUGUUUGCUAUGAUGAUCAGAAAAGGUGCUAAACCUGAUGUUGUUACUUAUAACUCUUUAAUGGAUGGAUAUUGCUUAGUUAAAGAAAUGAAAAAGGCCAACAGUAUAUUCAACACCAUAGCUGCCCAAAGCGGAGUGACUCCUGAUGUUUUAAGUUACAAUAUUAUGAUUAAUGGAUUUUGUAAAGUUAAAAUGGUGGAUGAAGCCUUAAUUCUCUUCAAAGAAAUGCGUUGUAGAAACAUUAUUCCUGAUGUGAUAACAUACAGUUCCCUUAUUGAUGGUUUGGGCAAAUCAGGGAGAAUCUCACAUGCUUUGAAGCUUGUCGAUGAGAUGCAUGAUAGAGGUCUACCACCUGAUAUAUUUACUUACAAUUCUAUAUUGGAUGCUUUAUGCAAAAACCAUCAUGUUGAAAAGGCUAUUGCAUUAUUAACAAAUGUUAAGGAUGAGGACAUUCAACCAAAUAUGUACACGUAUACUAUUCUUAUUCACGGAUUGUGUAAAGUUGGAAGAGUAGAGGAUGCGAGAAACGUUUUUGAAGAUCUUUUGGUCAAAGGCUACAAUCUAGAUGUUUAUACAUAUACUGUUAUGAUCCAAGGGUUUUGCGACAAGGGCUUGUUUGAUGAAGCGUUGGCCUUGCUAUCAAAAAUGAAAGACAAUAGUUGCUUUCCAGACGCUGCAACUUAUGAAAUAAUUAUCCAUUCUCUGUUUAAUAAAGGUGAAAAUGAUAAGGCAGUGAAACUUCUACGUGAAUAUAUCGCAAAAGGCUAUUGUAAGAUUGAAACUAGGAAGCUUGAGGCUAAGAAUCAUUUUGGCCACCUGCUUUGUGUUUUCGACCUUUUGCAUGGUAACUGUAUUGAUCACUUGUCCUUUAUAGCAAUUAGUUUACUGACCCAAAGUUAUAUGGUAUUUUGGUUAACUGUGCGAAUUAAAAUCUUUGCAUUGUAUGUAGUUUUUAUAAACUAAUUAUUUUAGUGUUUAUCGGCGUCAAUUUAAUUUACAGCUAGGUAAUGUCUGAACUUAAAAUCCAAUCUAUGUGGACUGGAAUUUGGCAUCUGUUACAAAGCGUUCUUAAUGUUUGUUGAAUCUGAAUCUCAAUAUUUGUUGGAUCCACGAGUCACUAAAUUUCUUUUUUCUUUGUAAUACUUGUACUUCUGCGUAAUAAUAAUUUUAAUCUUACAAAACUUAACUAUUUUCGAAUGAUAAACUUAAGAUUCAAUAUCCAAAGACUUGAAUUGUACACAACAGGUACAAACUUGGAUCUAUAUAAUUACUGAUUUUGCAUUUUUGGAUGAGUAUUUAUCUUUAAUUUUGGUUUAUAUUAUUUAUGGAACAUGUAUUUAUAGUACAAGCUUAGAUGUAUGCUAUUCUAGAACAUGUAUUCCAGGGCCCUUCUCCUUCAUAUACAGCCGUGUCAUUCUGAGAUGAAUGCUGAUUUUGCACCCUCAUGCAUAAAAUUCAUGUCAUGGUUGCACAAAUGAACUGCGACGAGAUUGGGGACAAAGUUCAAGUACGAUGUGCCGCCAAGACUUCAGUGUGCAACAAACCUGUGGUCAAGACCUUCAUCUUGUUGAACCUGAGUGCGACGAAAGUACUGUGGUCUGAAAUCUGAGUUGAGUUUGAUAUUUGAUUCUGUGUUCUUCCAUUUAUUCAACUGACUUCUUGAAGUUGUUGAUAUUACGAGUUUGUUAUUCUUGAUGUGAUUUCGUGAUC
Molecule: messenger RNA, 2690 nt
Organism: Trifolium pratense (red clover)
Lineage: Eukaryota; Viridiplantae; Streptophyta; Magnoliopsida; Fabales; Fabaceae
Product: putative pentatricopeptide repeat-containing protein At1g12700, mitochondrial
Exons: 2
Coding region: 102-1943 (613 amino acids)
Molecular function (GO): protein binding
Source: RefSeq, a predicted model, not a curated record